AUGUUACGUAGUAUUAGUAAUAAUGAUAGUAUUAGAAAUAUGACUGAAGCAGCUGGUCUGUGGUGGUCAGAUAGUGAUAGUGAUAGUGAUAGUAAUAAUUUAAGAAACAUAGUACCUAAUAAUACAAUUAGUAAUAUGGACGAGGUGGACGAUUUUAGCGAUAACGAUAGUAAUAUUGACAAUAUUAGGAAUAUACGUAGUAGUAAUUAUGAAAACGAUGUUAUGGAUUUACUUAAUGUAGAAAAUAAUUUAACUAUAGAAAGUAUUUUUAAUGAAGUAGAAAAUAGAUAUUAUAUAAAUAGGAAUAAUGAAAACCACUAA
Macrosiphum euphorbiae (potato aphid) is the source of this 321-nucleotide messenger RNA. NCBI's taxonomy places the organism in Eukaryota, Metazoa, Arthropoda, Insecta, Hemiptera, Aphididae. The record is from the annotation of a GenBank genome assembly.